UAUUAUUAUUAUUUACAUUUAUUUAUAUAUCCCAGAUGCUGAUCUUCAUACUGAUGCAGCCGUGUGUGUUUUGUUUCAGCAGCUCUUCAGAGGCAGGAAUCACAUCACCUGGAGACACCUUGACCACCUGGACAAAUGGACCAAUCAGAAAGCUCAACGCUUUCACACUGAAGCGAAUCUGGGCUUUAAAAACUUUAUGCUCCUCGGCGCAGAAAGGAAUCGGUCCUCUGCUUCUCCUCCAUCAACAGAAAAAAAUCACACUGAAAGUGGGAACAAUGCUGCAUUUAGUUGUUAUGACGUUCUGCAUGAGUGAAGUGCUGUCGGCCCCGAGUCGAGACCCACAGCUGGAUCAGCACUGGGAGCUGUGGAUGAACCGGUACAAUAAAACCUACCACCAGACAGAGGAGGGCUGGAGGCGGAUGGUGUGGGAGAAGAACCUGAAGAAGAUCGAGCUGCACAACCUGGAGCACUCCAUGGGGAAACACUCCUACCGGCAGGGCAUGAACCACUUCGCAGACAUGACUAAGGAGGAGUUCAGGCAGAUUAUGCAGGGCUACAAACCGAAAGCAGAGCUGAAGGUUGGGACCCUUUUCAAGAAGCCCAGCUUCCUGAACGUCCCUGAGUCUUUGGACUGGAGGACAGAAGGAUAUGUAACGCCCGUCAAGAACCAGGCCCGUUGUGCUUCCUGUUGGGCCUUCAGCGCCACUGGCUGUCUAGAGGGCCAGCUGUUCAGGGCGACUCGCAGACUGGUUUCGCUGAGCGAACAGAACCUGAUGGACUGUUCUAGAUAUCUGGGCAACAAGGGCUGUGACGGUGGUUUGGCUAAGAGGGCGUUUCAGUAUGUUCAUGAAAACGGUGGUCUGGACUCUGAGGAAUCGUACCCAUACCAGGCAAAGGACAACCUGCAAUGCUUCUACAAUGCGUCCUACAACGCCAUCAUCGUCGACGGCUACGCGUCCAUUCCCAGUGGCAGUGAGGAAGACCUGAUGGAGGCUGUGGCCACCAUGGGGCCCAUUUCUGUUGCUAUAGAUGCCAGUCAUGAUUCCUUCCAGUUUUACCAGUCAGGCGUCUACUAUGAAGAGAACUGCAGCUCUGAGCAGCUGAACCAUGGCGUCCUCCUGGUGGGUUACAGCUAUUCUGAUCAGGAUUACUGGAUCGUGAAGAACAGCUGGAGUGAAAACUGGGGCAACAACGGCUACAUCCACAUGGCUAAAGACAGGAAUAACAACUGUGGCAUUGCAACAGAUGCCAGUUUUCCUGUUAUCCUCUAAGCAAUAUUUCCUUGUACUCCUGAGGGCCAAAGAACCAGAAUAAAGUCUCAAAGUUGUGCUUUUUUAUUAACAGGAGAUUGUGCAAUGAUUUAUGUAAACAUGCUCAUGUAUAUGUAGCCCAUAAGCUGCAUAGUUAUGCUGCUUCAUGACUUACUAACACUUGCUGGUUUUAUGAUCAUUUUCAGCUUUUGCAGUAAUCAAUAAAAUAUCUGAACCCCUUGU
Xiphophorus hellerii (green swordtail) is the source of this 1493-nucleotide messenger RNA. Its product is annotated as cathepsin L1-like. NCBI's taxonomy places the organism in Eukaryota, Metazoa, Chordata, Actinopteri, Cyprinodontiformes, Poeciliidae. The coding region runs from base 36 to 1271 and encodes 411 amino acids. The transcript is spliced from 8 exons. Gene Ontology annotation, biological process: proteolysis. The record is from RefSeq and is a predicted model, not a curated record. Gene Ontology annotation, molecular function: cysteine-type peptidase activity.